This is a messenger RNA of Talpa occidentalis (Iberian mole), 3768 nucleotides long. RefSeq names its product glucocorticoid modulatory element binding protein 2 (gene GMEB2). Gene Ontology annotation, molecular function: RNA polymerase II cis-regulatory region sequence-specific DNA binding; DNA-binding transcription activator activity, RNA polymerase II-specific. Gene Ontology annotation, cellular component: nucleus. Bases 779 to 2347 code for a protein of 522 amino acids. NCBI's taxonomy places the organism in Eukaryota, Metazoa, Chordata, Mammalia, Eulipotyphla, Talpidae. The transcript has 10 exons. The record is from RefSeq and is a predicted model, not a curated record. Gene Ontology annotation, biological process: positive regulation of transcription by RNA polymerase II.
AGCUCCGUGGGGCUCAGUGACCCUCGUAGGGCUGGACCCCGCAGCCGCUGCCCGCUGGCGGCCCAGUGGGCCCGGACACCUUGUCGGAAUGUGCGCUGGAAACAACUCAGCAAUCACCCGGGCCGGUCCACACUCGUGGGCGGCGGACCCGGCUCCCCUUUAGGGAGGCAGGAUGCCCUUGGUAGGGCUGUGGGGCACCCCAGGGCUUGUUGCUGUCUGGGUACCCCCCCCAAGCCUCGGAUGGUCUUCCCGUCCCCGCGCCCUGCUCCGGGGAGCACCCCUUAUCCCUGGCUGGCUUCAGAGCCUCGCCUCGCCCCUCACGCGUCACCCCUGGGCUCCCUCCCUGCGGGACAGGGUGGCCCUGCCGGGCCCUUCCCUAGGGCCUCGCUGCUCUCUCGUGAGUGUGCUUGGUCCUCGGCUGCGGCCCUGCGGGCCUCUGCGGACUGUUCGUCCUCGAGUCCGUCAGAUUUCCCCAGGUUGUCGUGCGUCAAAUACGCUGGGCUGUUCUCUUGACCGGUAAAUACUUUACGUCCGUGAAGAAGAGCUGGGGUGCAGGCCAGGGGUGCAGGGGAGUGAGAGGACUCCCCAGAGACAGAGCGGGGAGCAGAGCAGGCGGAUCCACGGAGACACACUGCUGACGGGGCAGCGGGGAGCAGGAGAGGUCUGCCGCGCCCUGGCCGGGGAUGGCCGCAGGCCGCAAUGGCUGCCGACAGCUUGAUAGCACCGAGACUCACCCCUUGGGCCCAGGGAGGCCGGACUGUGGACCGGAGGAGGCACCAUGGCGACCCCGGACGUGAGUGUCCACAUGGAGGAGGUGGUGGUGGUGACCACGCCUGACACGGCGGGAGACGGCAGCGGCCUGGAGGAGGUGAAGACGGUGCUGGUGACGGCCAACCUGGCCCCGCACGGGGCGGAGCUGACGGAAGACCCCAUGGAGGCGGAGAGCGCGGCGGCGGCCUUCACCGCGUCCUCGCAGCUCAAGGAGGCUGUGCUGGUGAAGAUGGCCGAGGAGGGGGAGAGCCUGGAGGCCGAGAUCGUGUACCCCAUCACCUGCGGGGACAGCCGCGCCAGCCUCAUCUGGAGGAAGUUCGUGUGUCCCGGCAUCAACGUGAAGUGCGUCCAGUACGACGAGCACGUGAUCAGCCCCAAGGAGUUCGUGCACCUGGCGGGCAAGUCCACGCUCAAGGACUGGAAGCGGGCCAUCCGCAUGAACGGCAUCAUGCUCAGGAAGAUCAUGGACUCGGGGGAGCUGGACUUCUACCAGCACGACAAGGUCUGCUCCAACACCUGCCGCAGCACCAAGAUCGACUUGUCAGGGGCCCGCGUGUCCCUGAGCAGCCCCGCGGCCACCGAGUUCCUCCCGCUCACACCCGCCACCGCGGACGUGAACGGUUCCCCGGCCACCAUCACCAUAGAGACCUGCGAGGACCCAGGUGACUGGACCACGGCUAUCGCAGAUGACACGUUUGCCUUCUGGCGGGGGCUUAAGGAUGCGGGGCUGCUGGACCAGGUCAUCCAGGAGUUCCACCAGGAGCUGGCGGAGACCAUGAAGGGCCUGCAGCAGCGGGUCCAGGACCCCCCCCUGCAGCUCAGAGACGCUGUCCUCCUCAACAACAUCGUGCAGAACUUCGGCAUGCUGGACCUGGUGAAGAAAGUGCUGGCCAGCCACAAGUGCCAGAUGGACCGCUCGCGGGAGCAGUAUGCCCGCGACCUGGCAGCCCUGGAGCAGCAGUGCGACGAGCACCGGCGGCGCGCCAAGGAGCUCAAGCACAAGUCGCAGCACCUCAGCAACGUCCUCAUGACACUGACGCCCGUGCCCCUGCCGCCCCCCGGGAAGCGGCCCCGCCUCGCCCGGGCCACCUCGGGGCCGGCCGCCAUCGCCUCGCAGGUGCUGGCCCAGUCUGGGCAGCUUGCCCUCCCGCCGGGCGUGCCUGUCUCCCAGCUGGCCAGCGUGCCGCUGGGCAAGGUGGUGUCCACCCUGCCCGCCCCCGUCCUGGGCAAGGGCUCCCCACAGGCCGCCCCCGCCGGCUCCCCGGCCUCACCGCUGCUGGGGGGCUACACGGUGCUGGCCUCCUCGGGCCCUGCCUUCCCCAGCGCCGUGGAGAUCCACCCCGACGCGGCCAGCCUCACAGUGCUGAGCACAGCCGCCAUGCAGGACGGCAGCACCGUGGUCAAGGUGGUGAGCCCGCUGCAGCUGCUGACUCUGCCCGGCCUGCAGGGCGUGGCCCAACUGUCCCCCGGGGGCGGUGCCACAGUGACCGUGCCCUCGGGGGCUGCCCCUGGGCCGGAGGAGCACACCGCCACCAUCGAGGUGGCCGCCGUGGCGGAGGGCCCCGAGCAAAAGUAGCCGCUGCGCGGCCCAGCAGACACAGGCGGCGGGCAGCCAGGGCUGCCGAACCAAAGAGAGGACACGCCAGAGCGGACCGCAGGGCGGGCAGAGCAUCCGAGCCGGCCGCCGCCGUUCUGGGGAAAUCUAUUUUUCCAUCUGUUACUUAUUAAUACUGUUUACACGCUGGGCCUUGACCAGGGGCCGGCGGGAGCGUAUGGGAGGCCCCGCCAGGCCCCCAUGGCCGCCCUGGGCCCGGCCUGCCCACUGGCUUGAGUCUGGGGGCUGUGCCCGAGCGGGACCCUGGAUCCUAUGGAUUUGGUAUCUUCCCACAGUUUUCUGUAGGGCUAGCACGGCCCCCACGCCCCGCCGGCCCGGGACUCACGUGGCGUCCAGUGCGGCAGCCUGGGGCGGGGGGCAGCCCUCCCUGCGGGUGCCAGGGCUGUACUCAGGUGCCUGGUGGGGGUGGGCACUGCUUUCAGGCCAGGCCUCAGCCUGGGGUCCCACUCUGGCCGCUGUGAGAUGUUCCCGGCACAGUGGGGGUGUCCUGGGGCCUGGUGCGAGAGCCUGCCAGAGGCGGGUGGGCCUCUGGGGGCCCAAGGUGUCCACAGCUCUGAUUCUGGACUCGGUGGGAGGAGGGCGGCACCCCCAGGGGGAAGGCAUCUGGGGUCCAGGUGCCUGUGGCUGUCCCUGAGGGAGGCCCUUCCUGGGGUUUCUGGAGGGAACCAGGUGCCCGUCCACUGUCCUUCCAUUUGUCACGUGCCCGCCCUCGGCCAGUCACGUGCCCGCAGCGCCCCCAUCUGUCCAGCCCUUCUCAGGCUCUCACCGCGUCCAGUCGGUGCCCCAGUGCCCACCGCCCGCUCAGACCCAGCCAGGCUGCAUCACUCGUGAAACUGCUUUCUGCCCGCGGGGCCUGGUGGCUGCCUCCGACCGCGGCGGGGCGUCCAGGCCCCCCGCGGCCCCCGGGACACCCGCCCAGCCCCACUCAGGCCUGCGCUGCGGCUCACGCUGCCCGGCCUCUGGGCGGGCCGGCGAGCGGGGCUCAGGCCAGGCGUGUGCCCCCCUUUGUAUGUUGUUGUGCGGGCACCUGUCGGCGCUUGCACUGAAAAUAAAAGUUUCUCACAGUUUGUGUCCAGAAGGUGGCAGAGGAGCGGGGGGUGGUGCGCGUCCACUCCGCUGGCCAGGCCGCGGAGGAUCCAGGCCCCACGAUCAGAACUCCUGGCAGCACCGGGCACAUUGGGCCUCGGGCCUUGGCACCUUCUGGGAGCCACGACGCGUCUGUGGUGGGCCAGGACGCGCCUCAGGGGACAUGAAGCUGUCCUGGGGGUGGUGGCCCCAAGACCCCUCUGAUGGCAGGACCCAGCCGCCUCCUGUGGGGCAGCGGGGCGCCUUGGACAUGGGUGGCCCUCGCAGGAGCUCCAGGGCGGGCCUCCUGCCCACCU